Molecule: messenger RNA, 1533 nt
Organism: Leptosia nina
Lineage: Eukaryota; Metazoa; Arthropoda; Insecta; Lepidoptera; Pieridae
Source: the annotation of a GenBank genome assembly
AUGGUUGCAAAAAAGUGUGUAAAAUGUAAAAAAAACAUUACCAAAAAAGUGCCAGGUCUAGAGUGCAGUAGGUGUGAGGUUAUAAUACAUGCCGAUCCUGCUUGUUCAAAGCUAUCGAACAAACAACUGAACACCCUUAAAAACGUACCCGGCAUAGAAUGGAGCUGCGACGAAUGCCUCAAGAAUAUUUCUCGAAGGUCAUCGUUCGUGAUUCCUGAAGAUGAUGGUGAUGACGAGGAUUACGAACCUGGAAGCUCAGGAGGUAUCCAAGCUAUUGAUGCCAAAAAGCUAGUGCAGGAUAUCAGUCGCGAAGUGAAAAAAACCUUUCGAGAGGAGAUCGGCAAUCUCGAGAACUCGCUUGACUACCUAAGUGAGCAACUUACUACUCUAGAGCAGUCUAUAAACAAACAGGACAGUAGAAUUAAAGAGCUUGAAAAUAAAAAUCAUGACCUAUACAACAAAAAUAAGAAUCUCGAGCUCCGCGUUACUGUCUUAGAACAGGGCCUUAAAGAUUUUGAACAAAAAUCUCUCUCAAACUCUCUGGAAAUUGCUGGAUUACCGGAUAUUAUGCCUAACAACGUACACGCAACUAUAGAAGCUCUUGUGUCUAAAUUAGACGUGGAAAACAAAGACAUACAGUUUGCGCAACGGCUGCCAGGGUCAAAGGACAAACCGGGACCAAUUCUCGUGGAGUUAAGAUCUAAGAUCCUACAGCAACAAUGGAUCGACGCUAGUAGAAAUAAGUGUGUUACAGUAGGUAUGGUUGUAUCGGAUGCACCUAAAGAAAAGGCUGACGAGCGCUUUUUUGUCAGAGAAGCCCUAACAAAGCACCAAAAAACACUCUUAUUUAACGCCAAGACCCAGUUAUUGAAUAAAUCAUGUCAAUACGUGUGGUGCAAAAAUGGGAAGGGCAAGAAGGGAGGUGGUAUUAUGAUCUACGUACGAAACCAUUUAAGAUUCACAUUAGUUCAACAAAAAACAAAUACAUUUGAAAGUCUAUCCGGAAUAAUCAAAAUUAAUUCGAGUCCAAAUGUAAUUGUGUGCGCAAUUUAUAGACCUCCAUCUACAAAUAAAAACCUGUUUGUUAACGAGCUUAGUAAGUAUAUCACUAAGUUUGAACUGAAACACAACUUGAUUCUAAUUGGUGAUACUAACAUAGAUCUGAAAACUUCAAAUUCAUACAAGGACUCAUAUUUAGAAGCACUUAGUGAGCGCGGAUUAAUGUGUGGAAUAUCGGACUACACACGAAUUGAAACUAGGAAGGGUAUUAUCACCAAAUCUUGCUUAGAUCACAUUUUUGCCCGAUUCCCCACAUUGCAUCCGUUCUCCGCGGUGCUCGAUGUCGCACUGGCCGAUCAUCGAGGUGUAAUUUUUGCGUGCGUUAACGACGUACCGCUGACGCCCGAGCUUAUACAGGGUGAAACAAAAAAAAUGGUUGAUUAUGGGGUUUUUUAUAAGGAACUUAAAAAUAUGGAUUGGUCAAAGUAUAGAGAUAUAAAUUCUCCAGAUGAGAAAAGCACCAGGCACAGAUAA